AUGGACAAGACGCAUAGAGACGCUGUCAUAGAGCAUGCUGCGCAGAUUAAGCACUUCGUGCAUGAUCCUCACAGCUUUCUCACCGAGCUUGUCGUUCAGCAACAGCAGUACCACUGUAUUGGCUGGCUUUGCCACUUCGAUGUACUGUCAUGCAUACCGUUACCUCCAAAAUCGAUAGCCUACUCCGAGGCUGCUGCCAAAGCCCAAGUGCCGUUGACUCAGCUACAGUCAGUUGCGCGAAUGGCCAUGACUGCAGGCUUUCUUAGCGAGACACGCGAUGGCCAGCUCUCGCAUAACGCCCUGUCUAUGCACUUUGUUACAGAUGUCGACAUGAGAACGCAGCUCCUGUACAUGUUCGACAAGACUGUCCCAAUCAUGGCUGCUUUGUCAGAAGCCACUGAGAAAUGGGGUGACACCUCGGCGACGAAUCAGACGGCUUAUAAUGUAGUCCACAAGACGGACAAGCCAUUUUUCGAGUACCUCAAGACUCGACCCGACUUCAAUCAGGCUUUUCAUGCUUUCAUGAAGAGCAGGGCUGUGUCGCAUACAGGCUCGAAUGUUGAACAUCUUCUCGAUGCGUUUGACUGGAAGGCACUGGGCCAAGCAAAGGUCGUUGAUAUCGGUGGCAGUGGUGGCUCUACUGCCAUUAUGCUGGCGACAUCAUAUCAUAAGCUCAAUCUCGUCAUAGAAGACCUCCCAGAGCCUCUCCAAACUGCCAAAGCUCGUGUUUCCAAGCUGCGUGAGGAUGUGGGAAGCCGUAUUGAGAUAGUCGAAUACGACUUCUUCACUCCCCAGCCAGUCAAGCACGCAGACGUGUACUUACUGCGCACGAUCCUCCACGACUGGCCCAACGCCGAUGCUGUCAAGAUCCUGCAAGGCGUGGUAGAGGCAAUGGGUCCGUCGAGCAGGUUGUUGAUCAUGGACAUGGUCUUACCCAAACCAGGUUCUGGCUCGCGGACAUUUGAAGCAACUCUGAGGCAAAAGGAUCUUACCAUGUUGCAGACAUUCAAUGCCAAGGAACGGGAGGUUGAGGAGUGGAGCGCUCUUCUGAGCCAGGCUGAUGCGCGGUUGAAGAUUCGGGCUAUUGAACGGCCAGCUGCAAGUGAGUUGUCUGUUAUCGAAGCUGUGUUAGAGGAUGAGUUUGGAGAAGACCUCGUCUGGUAG
Fusarium sp. VM40 is the source of this 1164-nucleotide messenger RNA. Lineage: Eukaryota; Fungi; Ascomycota; Sordariomycetes; Hypocreales; Nectriaceae. The record is from the annotation of a GenBank genome assembly.